AUGCUUACUGAACCAUCAAAGCAUGCAUGGACAUCUUUGGGUAUUGGCGGCACAAUAUCGAACAUUUCCGAUAGUUUUGGCUAUCACACAACGACAACUCCCUCGUCUACAUCAUCAUCAACUUCAUCAACAAAUGCUGGCGGUGGUGGUUCGAGACUUAAACAUGAAUAUGAAAAUGGAUCAGGACGUGGAAAUACCACGAAUGAUUCGAAUUCAAAUACAGGCCAACAACAACAGUCAUCAUCUUGGUCAUCGUUGGUUAAAUCUGAAUCACCACAUGGAUUGAGAGAUCCUUAUUCAACAUUUGCGAGUCAAUCAUUUUUUCCUCAUAAUGGACAUCGAUUUGGUAGUGGAGCAGCUGGUACAGGUCAAAUACAAUUAUGGCAAUUUUUACUUGAAUUAUUAGCUGAUGCAAGUGCAAAUUCAAAUAUUAUUGCAUGGGAAGGUUCUAAUGGUGAAUUUAAAUUAAUUGAUCCAGAUGAAGUUGCACGUCGUUGGGGUGAACGUAAAUCAAAACCAAAUAUGAAUUAUGAUAAAUUAUCUCGUGCAUUACGUUAUUAUUAUGAUAAAAAUAUAAUGACAAAAGUUCAUGGUAAACGUUAUGCAUAUAAAUUUGAUUUUAAUGGUUUACAUCAAUUAAAUCAACCACAAUUAUCAGAAUCACCAUAUACAAAAUAUCAACAAGAAAUGAUGCGUUCAUCACAUGCACAUGCUGCUUAUUUCAAAUGGAGUGCCUUAAGUUCAGCAGCAGCAGCAACAACAUCAGCUGUUCAUAUGCCACAUCAUCAUCAUCAUCCAACAACAGCGGCUGCAUCAACAGCUUAUACAAAUUAUUGGAAUCAUUCAAGUACAUAUGACUAUGCAGCUAAUUUUCCUACACCUAAUCCAUAUCUUCCAUCAACUUAUUGGGUUAGUCCAACAGCAAGUACAACAUCAAAUGGAACAGGAGGACUAUCAGCUACAAGCACAGCAUCUAAUGGUCUCUCACCAUCAUUACCUUAUUAA
Messenger RNA from Rotaria sordida, 1005 nucleotides. The record is from the annotation of a GenBank genome assembly. NCBI's taxonomy places the organism in Eukaryota, Metazoa, Rotifera, Eurotatoria, Philodinida, Philodinidae.